UACAGCAUACCUAGGAUAUAUACAGAACCAAAGAAGACAAAACAAUUACACUACACAUUACAUGCUCAUUUAAACCAAAUAUACUAAAAGCCGACGAAAAUAAUCAAUGACAAAUGCUUUUUUGGCGUUAGAAAGAAAGAGAGCAAUUACAAAGGGAAACAAUACACUCUGGGAAAAAUAUAUAAUGAGAUAAAUUAAAAUUUCAAGGGUCAUUUUUUUGUAAAGAAAAAAACAACCGUUUGAAAAGAACGAAACUUUCCACGAAAGUCGGUACGGAGCGACAUUUGGAUUGAACGACUUGGAUAGGUGAAAUAAAGGAGGGAAAGUCGGAUGUGGCUGAAAUCUGACAGAAUGGACGUGUUGGGGAAAGUGUGGACGGCGCGGAAACUGAUUUUGGUCGUCCUGAUCCCACUGUCCCUGCUUCCACUUCCACUUAUCCACCCGACCAGUGAGGCAUCAUGCGCGUACGUGCUUAUCGUGACAGCGGUGUACUGGGUGUCAGAGGCGGUGCCCCUGGGUGCGGCAGCUUUGGUCCCUGCUUUCCUGUACCCACUGUUCGGGGUCCUCAAGUCAAGUGAGGUGGCUGCAGAGUACUGCAAAGACACCACACUGCUGCUGAUUGGUGUGAUCUGUCUGGCUGCCUCCAUCGAGAAAUGGAACCUCCACAAGCGCAUCGCCCUGCGAAUGGUCAUGAUCGCUGGCGCAAAGCCUGGCAUGCUGGUGCUGGGAUUCAUGUGCUGCACCGUGUUCCUGUCCAUGUGGCUGAGUAACACGUCCACCACCGCCAUGGUGAUGCCCAUCGCCGAGGCCGUCCUGCAGCAGCUCAUCAGCACCGGCGUGGCCGACGCCCAGGAGGACUCCGACACCGCCGAGGCCCCCGAUGACGACGACAGCGACAAGGAAGAGAAUCUGGACAAGAACCAGCUUGAGCUUCUAUAUUGCAGAGAAAGCUGCGGGAAACAGGAGCUGUGCACCCUGUCUGAGGAGCCCAAUGGCCUGGCAGACAAACUCAGUGAAGGCCAGAAUGGUCUCAAACAGAGCAAUGGACAUCUGCCACAGACAACAGUAGACAUCCCAGAGCCACAGAAGCCAGCGGAGAAGACCUCUCGCUACCCCACCAAGAGGGACCACAUGAUCUGCAAGUGCCUCUCCCUCAGCAUCACGUACGCCGCCACCAUCGGGGGCCUCAUAACCAUCACUGGCACCUCCACCAACCUCAUUUUUGCUGAGCAGUUCAACAGCCGCUACCCUGAAGCAAAGGUCAUCAACUUUGGCACCUGGUUCAUCUUCAGCCUGCCCAUCUCCAUCAUCAUGUUGGUGCUGACCUGGGUGUGGCUCCACUGCUUAUUCCUGGGCUGCAAUUUCCGCGAGACCUGCUCCCUGAGCAAGAAGCGCAGGACCCGGAGGGAGGCGCUGUCGGAGAGGAGGAUCCACGAGGAGUACGUGAAGCUGGGGCCCAUCAGCUACCCUGAGGUGGUGACGGGCAUCUUCUUCAUCCUGAUGACCCUGCUCUGGUUCACUCGGGAGCCUGGCUUUGUGCCCGGCUGGACCUCGCUGUUCGAGAAGAAGGGCUACCGGUCCGAUGCCACCGUGUCCGUGCUGCUGGGCUUCCUGCUCUUCCUCAUCCCCGCCCGCAAGCCCUGGCCAUCGGCCUCCGCAGACAAAGGCAAAUUCCGUGCAGAUGAGAGCUCAGUGAAACAGCAGGACUCAGACCCUCUGGCCCCCAUGAUCACAUGGAAGGACUUCCAGAGACUGAUGCCCUGGGAGAUUGUUAUCCUGGUGGGUGGAGGUUAUGCCCUGGCAGCUGGGUGUAAGGUAUCAGGGCUGUCUGUGUGGAUUGGGCGACAGCUGGAGCCCAUGAGCGGCCUCCCUCCCUGGGCCGUCACCCUGCUGGCCUGUCUGCUUGUGUCCACCGUCACGGAGUUCGCCAGCAACCCCGCCACACUCACCGUCUUCCUGCCCAUCCUGUCAACGCUGUCCGAGACCCUGCGGAUUAACCCUCUGCACACACUCAUCCCUUCCACCAUGUGCGUGUCCUUCGGGGUCAUGCUGCCCGUGGGGAACCCCCCCAACGCCAUCGUCUUCAGCUACGGACACGUGCAGAUAAGCGACAUGGUGAAGGCAGGUUUUGGGGUCAACUUGAUUGGGAUUCUGGUAGUCAUGCUGGCCAUCAUGACAUGGGGAGUCCCACUCUUCCAGCUGACAGAGUUUCCAGACUGGGCCAUAUCGAGAAAUGUCACCGACGGCUUGUAGCUCCACAAGGGGGCAACGGAGAGAAGAAACGGACUUAACGAUGUAACAGGAAAGGUAAAGGAGGAAGACAUCUGCAUGCGGAAGCCACAUCUCUUACAGCAGAUUCCAAAUUGGAUAAGACUCACAUCACCCACCCUCUGAAAUGCUUCACUGCUUAGUCCUCACAUUGAUUGCUUGACCAGAAUUGAUGAUUGCCAGGAUGGGGAGAGGGUGCAGAGGGUGGGAUACAGAGACCACAGGGGCAGCAAGGAAGGAUAAAGAAAAGAGGACAAAAGACAUAUCUGGAUGAUGUCACCUCUGGCUUCAUUUGGUGAUGGAAUGGCUGAAUGAAGCGAUUGCUAUCAUCUCAGAUGGAAAUGUACACUGUGAUUACCAUGGAGGACCUAAGUUUAUCCCAUCUCACUUGUAAAUUCAAGUAUGUUUCUAUAUUAGAGCAAUAGCUUUUGCACACAAGUAAACUUAGUAAAUACUUUCUCAUUUAGUAUAGGUAUAUAGGUUUUUAUAUUAAAAGAUUCAUGUAAGAGUACACAAAGGAUCAAUAUUUGGGGGAAAGAAAACUAACCAUGUAACUGCAUUUCAUUGCAAUCAAUGCAAAUGUAUGCUGUCAUUGACAGUAAAUACAUUGGCACAUAGCCUACAUUAUUAUAUCAAUUAAUUAGUGCAUCAAGUUCCAAACAAUACAGGCAGUACAACUUGUGGGGACAUAAAAUAAAUAUGUAUGAACUCAGUGCUAAUUAUAUCCAUGUUUGUACUUUUUUGUUUUGCAAAAAUAACAGAUGUAACAGAAAGCACUCAAAUGGAAUAUUGUACUAUUUAUUAAGUGUGUUUGAAAUCCUUUCUCUUCUCUGCACAGAACAAAACAUAUCUGCUAGCUGGACACAAAUCUAUGUUAAUACAAAGAAAAAAAUACAGAGUUAGAGAAUAAUGUACCUUUCGUGUUGUUGCCAUGUAUAAUGACUUUUUUGAACACUUGAAUCACUGACAAUUUAACAAUGUUUGUAACACACAUCCGAGAAGCUACAUAUGUUACAAUAAUGACAACUAAUAAAGGACUCAAAAAAGUA
Conger conger (European conger) is the source of this 3317-nucleotide messenger RNA. It is a transcript of the gene slc13a4, whose product is annotated as solute carrier family 13 member 4. The record is from RefSeq and is a predicted model, not a curated record. Gene Ontology annotation, biological process: monoatomic anion transmembrane transport. Gene Ontology annotation, cellular component: membrane. Lineage: Eukaryota; Metazoa; Chordata; Actinopteri; Anguilliformes; Congridae. Gene Ontology annotation, molecular function: transmembrane transporter activity. The transcript is spliced from 16 exons. The coding region runs from base 331 to 2253 and encodes 640 amino acids.